Messenger RNA from Solanum pennellii, 1321 nucleotides. RefSeq lists its product as uncharacterized. Lineage: Eukaryota; Viridiplantae; Streptophyta; Magnoliopsida; Solanales; Solanaceae. Bases 179 to 1195 code for a protein of 338 amino acids. The record is from RefSeq and is a predicted model, not a curated record. The transcript has a single exon.
UUUGACCAAAAUGGUGAAUCAAUUUAUUUUUAGGAUUAGUGAAAUCAUCUCCAUCCCACCAAAUUCUCCAUUAUUUACUCUAACUUCUUCCUACUAUAAUAACUCACUUUUUUUUUUCCAUUAGAAAUCAAAUCCUUUAUAAAUUCAUAUAUCCAAAAGAACAAUUUUCUAUUAGUUCAUGCUCUGUUUUGGCUCAUUAGCGAUGGCAGCAACACUUGCAGAAACAUUGAGCCCCAUCAAAAUCCGCAUUCCAAAACCAACAAAAGUUUGCUUUUCAUAUGCAGCCUACGCUAAAAAUGUCAUCCAACACCUCAAAUCAUCGAAUCUAAUCGUUGAAAAAGGACUUUCCGAUGUUGAAUUCUCCACCAUUGAGUCCAAUUUCAGCUUUACUUUCCCACCUGAUCUUCGUUCUAUUCUUCAAGAAGGUCUACCCAUUGGCCCUGGAUUUCCCAAUUGGCGAUGCUCAUCUCAACAGCAAUUGGAGAUCAUAAAGAAUUUGCCCAUUUUGAGUUUGUGUAAACAAGUGAAGAAACGCAAUUUUUGGGUUGAAUUUUGGGGGAAUAGACCAGUUGAUAAUGAUCAAGCUGUGGAUACGGCAAAUGGGUUCUUGAAAAAUGCCCCUGUUCUCGUUCCGAUUUAUCAGCAUUUUUAUAUUCCGUGUACGCCCUGUUUGGCUGGGAAUCCUGUGUUUUACGUGCACGAUGGGGAGGUCAAAUUAUGGUGUUUUGAUAUCUCUGGAUUUUUUCAACAAGUAGAAUUUCAGAGAAAUGAGAUGAUUCUGAGAAGACCCAGUCUGUUUAACUUGCUGAAUGCACCGUCAUGGGCGGCGACGGAAGCGAGGAAGAUUGACUUCUGGACGGAAAUGGCGGAGAUGGGUCAAAUGGCGGCGGCGGUUGGCGGUGGAAAGCACCGGCGAUGGUGGAGUGAGGAUCUAGAAGAAUUUUUAGAGGAUGUAUUUUUGAGGUUGACGGAAGCAGGAUGGAAAGAAGAGGAUGUUAGAGAAAUGAUGAUGAUGGAUGAUUCCGGUGACCGGAGGAGAUGCAGCGACGCCGGCGCAUUUGUCAACAAGAAGGAGGUGGAAUCGCACGUGAGUUUGUUAUCGGAGAGGUUAUUACGUGCGGGGUGGAGUACGGAAGAUGUGGUGGACACUCUAGGGUCUUCUGAGGACUCUUUCAUUGAUGUUUAUUAUAAAUGAAUUUUGCGUUAAUCAAAUAUUAGUAGAUAAAUAGUAGUAUACUUUUCAAUUUUAUUUAGUGUAUACAAUUUAGUUGAAUUAAAUACAAAAUGAUAGAAAAGUCCUCUUCGGAUCGAGUUUUGAUGA